Balaenoptera ricei (Rice's whale) is the source of this 2893-nucleotide messenger RNA. It is a transcript of the gene ANAPC7, whose product is annotated as anaphase promoting complex subunit 7. The record is from RefSeq and is a predicted model, not a curated record. The transcript has 11 exons. Gene Ontology annotation, biological process: cell division. Gene Ontology annotation, molecular function: protein binding. NCBI's taxonomy places the organism in Eukaryota, Metazoa, Chordata, Mammalia, Artiodactyla, Balaenopteridae. Bases 85 to 1782 code for a protein of 565 amino acids.
UGGCGAGGCGGCCAUUUUGGAGUCUUCCCGAAGGAGCUGCAACCGGCUUUUCGCGCUGGUGUCGCGGCGGCCUUGCUGGGCAGAAUGAAUGUGAUAGACCACUUGCGAGACAUGGCGGCAGCGGGGCUGCACUCCAACGUGCGGCUCCUCAGCAGCUUGUUACUUACUAUGAGUAAUAACAACCCUGAGUUAUUCUCCCCAUCUCAGAAGUACCAGCUUUUGGUGUAUCAUGCAGAUUCUCUCUUUCACGAUAAGGAAUAUCGGAAUGCUGUGAGUAAGUAUACUAUGGCUUUACAGCAGAAGAAAGCCUUAAGUAAAACUUCAAAAGUGAGACCUUCAACUGGAAAUUCUGCAUCCACUCCACAAAGUCAGUGUCUUCCAUCUGAAAUUGAAGUAAAAUACAAAAUGGCUGAAUGUUAUACAAUGCUAAAACAAGAUAAAGAUGCCAUUGCUAUUCUUGAUGGGAUCCCUUCAAGACAAAGAACUCCCAAAAUAAACAUGAUGCUGGCAAACCUGUACAAGAAGGCCGGUCAGGAGCGACCUUCAGUCACCAGCUAUAAGGAAGUGCUGAGGCAGUGCCCAUUAGCCCUUGAUGCCAUUCUAGGUUUGCUGUCCCUUUCUGUAAAAGGUGCAGAGGUGGCAUCAAUGACGAUGAACGUGAUCCAGACCUUGCCUAACUUAGAUUGGCUCUCUGUGUGGAUCAAAGCAUAUGCUUUUGUGCACAUUGGUGACAACUCGAGAGCAAUCAAUACCAUCUGUUCACUAGAGAAAAAGUCCUUAUUGAGAGAUAACGUGGACCUACUGGGAAGCUUAGCAGAUCUGUACUUCAGAGCUGGAGACAAUAAAAACUCUGUCCUCAAGUUUGAACAGGCACAGAUGUUGGAUCCUUAUCUGAUAAAAGGAAUGGAUGUAUAUGGCUACCUCCUGGCACGAGAAGGGCGGCUGGAGGAUGUGGAGAACCUUGGCUGCCGCCUUUUCAAUAUUUCUGAUCAACAUGCAGAACCCUGGGUGGUCUCUGGGUGUCAUAGCUUCUAUAGCAAACGCUACUCCCGAGCCCUCUAUUUAGGAGCCAAGGCCAUUCAGCUGAACAGUAAUAGUGUUCAAGCUUUGCUACUUAAGGGAGCAGCACUUAGAAACAUGGGCAGAGUCCAAGAAGCAAUAAUCCACUUUCGGGAGGCUAUACGUCUUGCACCUUGUCGCUUAGAUUGUUAUGAAGGUCUCAUCGAAUGUUACUUAGCCUCCAACAGUAUUCGUGAAGCCAUGGUAAUGGCUAACAAUGUUUACAAAACUCUAGGAGCAAAUGCACAGACCCUUACCCUUUUAGCCACCGUUUGUCUUGAAGACCCAGUGACACAGGAGAAAGCCAAAACUUUAUUAGAUAAAGCCCUGACUCAAAGGCCGGACUACAUUAAGGCUGUGGUGAAAAAAGCGGAACUGCUUAGCAGAGAACAGAAAUAUGAAGAUGGAAUUGCUUUGCUGCGGAACGCACUAGCUAAUCAGAGUGACUGUGUCCUGCAUCGGAUCCUAGGAGAUUUCCUUGUAGCUGUCAAUGAGUAUCAGGAAGCAAUGGACCAGUAUAGUAUAGCACUAAGUUUGGACCCCAAUGACCAGAAGUCUCUAGAGGGGAUGCAGAAGAUGGAGAAGGAGGAGAGUCCCACGGAUGCCACUCAGGAGGAGGAUGUGGACGACAUGGAAGGGAGUGGGGAAGAAGGGGACCUGGAGGGCAGCGACAGUGAGGCGGCCCAGUGGGCUGACCAGGAGCAGUGGUUCGGCAUGCAGUGAGGCAGGCACAGCUCCGUGGCCACACUGGCCUGCCCUGCUCUGAGCACUUCCAUGGACUGAAGGAACCUGUAGGAGCCCGCUCUCUGGGAGGACAAUGAUUCAGCAUGUGAUUGCAGCAGGGGUCUCUGCCCCUUGCUCCAUAUUUCUAGUAGUGACUUCAUUUUUAAAAACUGAGCCUGACCAACCUUCCAUAUAUCUCCAUCCUCCUCUGCUCCAGUCAGGGAGGACCAAGUGAGCCCUCAGAGGCCCGUGGACAUGUCGGGGCUUCUGGGACAGAGUGCUUUUUAUAGAACUAACUUCUAAAUCUGAAAGCUCGAGGAAUAGACAGUGUUUUGUCUGUGAUGUUGUGGAUGGGUUUAAAGGAGCGACCUGUUCCCUAGAGCAAGAGUGUCAUCUCCCAGCAGCAGCAUGGACUGGCCCUUUCAGAGAGGGUUUCCUGUCCCAGAAAUCAUUAUCCUGGGUUGUCCAAACUUCCCUAGUAACCUUGCUUCCUUCUGCAAUGUUAGUAAUGCCUUAAGCUGACAGUUGCUGUUUUGCAGAACAGUUUUCCUAUUUGCUAAUCUGGUAACUUGCCUUUGAGCCUGGGCUGAAUCUGAGAAACAACUGUGACCUAGAGCAUGAACAGAGGCGCAGUUGGGGUAAUUAAUAAAACUGUUUUUUGUACAGUAAUGGUGUUGGGUUGGUCAGAAUGGAAACCCUUUAUAGAUUCUUUUUUUUGGUCUCUUAUUUACAGUGCAUUGAUUCAGCUCUAGAAGUAUUUGCCAUAAAUAGACUCCCUUUUUCUCAGAGUGCUGGGAGCUGGGAGGAUUGGGAACCUCAGGUAACACUGAGCUGGUUCAUCCAUUUGCAUUUUUGAUUGGUAAAUUCCUGGGGAGAGUCUUUGGCCAGAUUUUAGACUGAUUCUGCCUGUCUCUGUCAGGGGCGCUGAGGUCGGUGUCUGGUUUCAGCAUUCUGUUGUGGAGUCAGCAGGGGGCUCAUUCCCUGGGCUCGUGUGCUGGGAGACUACCCACCCUUUCCCCCUUGUUUAAUAUGUGAUGCUUUUGGAGGUGAAUGUAGUGGGGGGUGUCGCAGCUAACCCCAGAUUCUCAUUAAAAUUAGAGGUGGUACAAAA